AUGGCUGACAGUCUCACAAACAGAGGCACUGCUCUGUUGUCAAACAACAUAGUGGUCAUCGCUGGGGCAACGUUCCUAGCAUAUAUUCUGUAUCACUUCAUCUACCAACCUCUGUACACGAGCCCUCUCGGACAGAUUCCAGGCUCGAAGCUGUUCUCAACAACAAAAUGGCGGCUUGCACUUGCUGAUUACCAAGGAAUCCGGACGCAAACCAUCCACUCAUUGCAUAGACAAUACGGUACAGUUGUGCGCAUCGGUCCCAAUGAAGUAUCCUUCUCUUCUCUAAGCGCAUUGAAAACGAUCUAUGGAGCCGGAUCUGGCUUUGAAAGAACAGUGUUCUAUCGGAUGUUCGAUGCUUAUGGACGCCAGAACCUCUUUACCUUCGCUGGAACCAAACAGCAUGCCGAGAGAAAGAAACUACUUGCCCAUGCCUACUCAAAGAGUGUGAUACUUUCACCCAACGCGAUAGCAAGACCCUUGAUAGAGAAGAAUGUCAGUAGCUACCUGGAGCUUCUGGAACGCGAGAAAGAUGUGGCCGAGGAGAUAUUCCAAAGUCUACAUUGGUUUAGCCUGGACAGCAUCACCGGGUUCCUCUACGGCGACAACUAUGGCGGAACACAUGCAGUCGCGGGGAAUAGAGAACAUAGGCAACUUAUUGGCGAUAUUAUUGAUCCCAGCAGACGAAAGUUGAGCUGGUAUGCUACACAUCUGAAGAGGUACACAAAGUGGCUUUAUACCCGAACCGGAAUGAUGGAGAAACUUGUCACCAGCAUGGGAUUAUUGCCGAUGGAAAAGCCGGCCACGUACACUGGCAUUCGAGCACACGCGCUCCAGUCAUGGACCGCUUUCGAGGCCGCCGCCGUUGAAAGUCCCCCAUCUCAAGAAUAUGCCAUUAUCGAAAAGCUUUGGAAACAGAACAAAUCAGGUAAAGGGACACGUCUUGAUGGGCUUGACAUGGCUUCGGAGUUGGCGGAUCAUUUCCUUGCUGGCAUAGACACCACUAGCGACACGCUGAUGUUCACGAUUUGGGCCCUUUCUCGAGAAGAAAAUCGAGCAUACCAAGAUAAAUUGAUUGACGAGGUCGACAAAAUUCUCGACAUUGACUGCAAUGACGACGGCAACCCGACUGCAGAAGCCGUGGACAAACUUCCAUACCUUGAUGCCGUCAUCAAGGAGACCCUUAGACUCUAUGCACCUCUGCCAGCUUCGGAGCCGCGGUCGCUCCCUAUUGACGCAGCGAUUGACGGAUAUUUAAUUCCUGCAGGAACAGUUGUGAGCAUGUCGCCAUAUACACUCCACCGAAACCCAGAAGUGUUUCCAGAGCCUCUGAAGUUCAAGCCUGAACGGUGGAUAGGCGAGUGUGGUGAUUUGGCCGAGAUGAAGAAAUGGUUCUGGGCAUUUUCAAGUGGAGGUCGUAUGUGCAUUGGACUUCAUCUUGCGAUGGCGGAAAUGACGACCUUGCUUGCAGCGAUCUAUAGGCGUUAUUCCACAAGUGAGUAUAAGCGGCAAAGAGGAACAGGACCUGUCAUCACAAGCCGAUUUGAAGUAUUCUACGAUGAGACUCUUCCAAAAGCAGAGGAACACGAAUGUUUUAUCAACUUUGAGAAAAGGCAUAGCACGAAAACGACAUAG
Messenger RNA from Penicillium daleae, 1632 nucleotides. RefSeq names its product cytochrome P450. The record is from RefSeq and is a predicted model, not a curated record. NCBI's taxonomy places the organism in Eukaryota, Fungi, Ascomycota, Eurotiomycetes, Eurotiales, Aspergillaceae. Gene Ontology annotation, molecular function: heme binding; oxidoreductase activity, acting on paired donors, with incorporation or reduction of molecular oxygen; monooxygenase activity. Bases 1 to 1632 code for a protein of 543 amino acids. The transcript has 4 exons.